Molecule: messenger RNA, 3235 nt
Organism: Cucumis melo (muskmelon)
Lineage: Eukaryota; Viridiplantae; Streptophyta; Magnoliopsida; Cucurbitales; Cucurbitaceae
Product: pentatricopeptide repeat-containing protein At1g51965, mitochondrial
Exons: 2
Coding region: 69-2054 (661 amino acids)
Molecular function (GO): protein binding
Source: RefSeq, a predicted model, not a curated record
AAAAAAAAAAGUAGAAAGAUGUGGCUUAGUUCGCGUUCGAGAUAACCAGCGCCACAGGUACGGCGGCGAUGAAGGUACUCCGGUUCCCCUGUUACUCUCACCUCAAACCCACCGCCACCGCCGCCGCACAUCGUCAUUUCGCCACUAAAUACACCGCCAAAAUCACUUCUUCUUCUCCCACCGGACGCUCCGUUGCCGUCGUGGUCACUCCGCCGGCUACUCUUUCCGUCGACUCUCGCGGCUACUCUCUUCCCCGCCGAGAUCUCAUCUGUAGAGUCAUUGAUAUACUCCUCCAUCGCAAUCCUCAUUCCUCUUUAAUCACCAUUGAUGAUCGCUUCUCCGAUUUAUCCUCCUACUUUCAAUCUCUCUCCGUCUCCUUAACCCCAGCCGAAGCCUCUGAAAUUCUCAAAUCCCUAAACUGCCCUGAUCUCGCUCUGCAAUUCUUUCAUCGUUGCCCCUCUCUUUGCUCUAAGUUUCGCCAUGAUGUCUUCACUUACAGCCGCAUCCUUCUCAUGCUCUCCCAUUCAUCUUCCUCGAAACGGUUCGAUCAAGUUCGUGAGAUUCUGUCACAGAUGGAUAGAGAUCAAAUACGUGGUACGAUUUCUACUGUUAAUAUCUUGAUUAAAAUUUUCAGUAGCAAUGAAGACCUGGAAUUAUGUACUGGUUUGAUCAAGAAAUGGGACUUGAGGUUUAAUGCUUACACCUAUAGGUGUUUGCUUCAAGCUCAUGUAAGAUCCCGUGAUUCUGAUAGGGCUUUCCAUGUGUAUAUGGAAAUGUGGAGUAAAGGGUAUCAGCUGGAUAUAUUUGCCUACAAUAUGCUGUUGGAUGCUCUGGCGAAGGAUGAAAAGCUUGAUCGAUCCUACAAAGUUUUUAAGGAUAUGAAACUGAAGCAUUGUAAUCCAGACGAGUAUACAUAUACAAUUAUGAUUAGAAUGACUGGAAAAAUGGGUAGAACUGAAGAAUCUUUGGCUCUCUUUGAAGAAAUGCUAACAAAAGGCUGUACUCCAAAUGUGAUUGCAUAUAAUACAAUGAUUCAGGCACUUUGUAAGAGCAGAAUGGUUGACAAGGCAAUUCUUCUCUUUUCUAAUAUGAUUAAGAACAAUUGUAGGCCGAAUGAGUUUACGUACAGUGUCAUUUUGAAUGUUUUGGUUGCAGAAGGGCAGUUAGGUAGAUUGGAUGAAGUUCUGGAAGUGUCUAAUAAAUUUAUUAACAAAUCAAUAUAUGCAUAUCUUGUUAGGACUUUGAGCAAACUAGGCCAUUCAAGUGAAGCUCAUCGUCUUUUCUGCAAUAUGUGGAGCUUUCAUGAUGGAGGGGAUAGAGAUGCUUACAUUUCCAUGUUGGAGAGUUUAUGCCGUGGAGGUAAAACUGUAGAAGCUAUCGAAUUGCUCAGUAAGGUUCACGAGAAGGGAAUUAGUACAAAUACGAUGAUGUAUAACACAGUGUUAUCUACUUUGGGGAAGUUGAAGCAGGUAUCUCAUCUUCAUGAUCUUUAUGAGAAGAUGAAACGAGAUGGUCCUUUUCCAGACAUAUUCACGUAUAAUAUUCUUAUAUCAAGCUUAGGACGUGUUGGGAAAGUUAAGGAGGCUGUUGAAGUUUUUGAAGAACUUGAGAGUAGUGAUUGCAAACCAGAUAUUAUAUCUUACAACUCUUUGAUCAAUUGCCUUGGGAAAAACGGGGAUGUUGAUGAAGCUCACAUGAGAUUUCUGGAGAUGCAAGAUAAGGGAUUGAAUCCCGAUGUUGUAACAUACAGCACACUCAUCGAAUGUUUUGGGAAAACGGACAAAGUUGAGAUGGCUCGUAGUUUGUUCGAUAGAAUGAUAACUCAAAGAUGCUGUCCAAAUAUUGUAACGUACAACAUCCUUCUUGAUUGUCUGGAAAGAGCUGGGAGAACUGCUGAAGCAGUCGAUCUGUAUGCAAAGCUUAGAGAGCAGGGAUUAACACCAGAUUCAAUUACAUAUGCUAUUCUUGAUAGAUUACAAAGUGGCUCUAAUAGAAAAUUUAGAGUCCGGAGGCAAAAUCCAAUUACUGGUUGGGUCGUUAGUCCUUUGAGGUAAUAUUGCAAAAUUUCUUCAAGGAAGAGAAAAAGGAGGAUGCUGGAAAGUCUAUAUAUUUGUGUGAUUUGUUUCUCUUGUAUGUCCAUUUCUGGUAUAUUUUUACCAAGAAAAGCAAUUGCCAGAGACGAGUUAUUUGAAGUGUUACAGUUUCAGAGGUCUGGAGAAAAACAGUCAUAUUUUUCAGAAUCUUGGGCAAAAGGAAAAGGCUGAAGUUUUAAGGAAAAAUUAUUCAAUGAGAUUGUCACAACAUGACUACCUCAUAAUAAUCAUUAGAUAUAAAAUUAAAAGAUCUCCAUGUCUCACUUGAUACACAAUUGAGGUAUUUUGCAGUUUCUCUAUCAUAUGUCUAAUGGUGUAAAACUUUGAUGCAGCCUCUUUGAAUAAUUUCUCAUCUUCUGAAUAUCCGUGGUGGGUUUUCCUGAGUGUUAAGAAGUCUAGCCAGGAAUAUUGCUGUUCUUGUGUUAUGCACGAACAGUAUCUAUCUCACCGUCAGGUCCGGUUAUAUUGGCCAAACAGUUAUUUGUUGAGGAGAAACUACAAUUCAGAGUUCAUGAUAUUUAUACUGAUCGAUCAUAGAAAAAAUUUUCUGAUUCAUUUUGAUUAAGCUCCUCUCCUAUUAAUCUAGAAGUCCUUCUCGUAAACAAAGGAAAUGGUUCAGCUCCAAAGCAGAAGGUUGCAAUUGGUAAUUCUCGGACAAGCAAUAAAAAGAUUCUGGAGUAUCAUCAGAGCAGAAUGUGUCAAUGAAGCCAGACCAAAUAAACCCUCCAGCUGCUGAACUUAAAAUCCGGAAACUCAAUCUUCGGUCAAUAGCAUGAUAAGAAAUUGUAUCACGUUACAUUUUCCUAUCCUCACACAAAUUUUCUCAUAAGAAAUCAAAGGGGGUCCAUUUCAAUAGGUUGAAUACUCUGUUGUCUAGUGGAGGCUCACCAACUUUAAGUCAAGUUUCAAGAAAUCACACAAGGGUUGUUUGGAAUGAGUUUCUAUUUGUUUAACUGUUUAAAGCACUUAAAAGUUAUUCCAAAUAUCCUCCGAAUUGCGGCUUAAUGGUAAGCAAAGUAACUUGUUUGUCUUUUAUUUGUUUCGACCCUCCAGCUUUUAGCCAACGCUGUUAUUGCUCACUCAAUCCUUAGUGUUAUUGUUUGACUUUUCAUUUGAAGAAUAAAUUUCACGUUCUUAAAUCA